Molecule: messenger RNA, 1139 nt
Organism: Daucus carota subsp. sativus
Lineage: Eukaryota; Viridiplantae; Streptophyta; Magnoliopsida; Apiales; Apiaceae
Product: protein PLANT CADMIUM RESISTANCE 2-like
Exons: 4
Coding region: 139-966 (275 amino acids)
Source: RefSeq, a predicted model, not a curated record
AAUGGAAUCCCAGUAUUGUUUAUAACAUUUCAUCUUUCACUUCCUUUUCUCCUUUGCUCCUGCCUCCAUGAAUUAAUCAAUUUAACAAGUCUCUCCCGGGGCUCCUCUGGUAGCAGGUAGCCCCUUAAUCAUCUAUCCAUGGAGCCUCAUCAUUCAAACAACAACCAUGCAUCUCCACCUCCACCUCCACCUCCCCCGCGUCCAGCACCACACUGGACGACAUCGACGUCACAGGCCGAGCUGCCAAUGCCACCACAAUCACCACCCCUGCCCGCACCACAUCACUGGCCAUUAAUGACGACAUCCCCGCCAAUGUCACAGGCCGAAAUGCCACCACAAUAUUCACAACCAUACUGGCCAUCAGAAUCCCAGGAAUUUUAUUACCAACCAAUGGUCAUGCCACCACCGCUGCAUUACCAGCCCGCACCACCUGGCAUGUAUGAUCCUCCACCAGGCCAAUACAAUGGUGACCCUGGGAUGCUCGCUCCCUAUGUCCCGGCUUACGAGUACAAUUAUCCAGGAUACCAACGCACUUGGUCCACCGAUCUCUGCGAUUGUCGAUCUGAUUGUCGCAAUUGUUUAAUGACAGGAUGUUGCCCUUGUGUGACUUUCGGCCAAGUAUCAGAAAUCGUAAACCAAGGCCAGACAUCUUGCUGGGAAGGAUGCUUCAUGUAUGGAUUAUUGAGCGUAAUUCUUGGACUAUCCACGGGAGGUAUAUGUACAGGUAUAUUCGGAGGAUUCUACAGAUAUAAACUCAGAGAAAAAUACAAGUUGAGGGGGACUGUGUUCAACGACUUUCUUGUUCAUGCUCUAUGCGAGCCCUGCGCCUUGUGUCAAGAGUAUCGGGAGCUAGGUCGCUUCGGAUUUGAAGUGCCUCUAGGGUGGAAGCGAAAUAUGGAGAUGCAAAAGGCAGCCACAGCAGUAUAUCAAGUUGCACCAGUUAUUGAACAGGGCAUGAUGCGAUGAAAUUUUGGAUAUAUACACAUGUUGUUUUUUAUGUGUUAAUGUAUUCCGGAAUUCGGAUGAUUAAGUGCAGGUUUUACCUGGAGAGACUUGUAAUCUAGUUUUUGGUGGGAGCAAAUUAUCUUUAUUUAUCCUUGGUUUUUAAAGAUCAUUAUUUAUCCUUCGUUUUUAAUGCU